This is a messenger RNA of Ailuropoda melanoleuca (giant panda), 3066 nucleotides long. RefSeq names its product uracil phosphoribosyltransferase homolog (gene UPRT). The record is from RefSeq and is a predicted model, not a curated record. The coding region runs from base 206 to 1252 and encodes 348 amino acids. The transcript is spliced from 8 exons. Lineage: Eukaryota; Metazoa; Chordata; Mammalia; Carnivora; Ursidae.
GGACGUCCGGUGUGGGCGGGGCAGGGACGUAGCGCGCCUAGGGGGACCUACGGAGGCCUGGGGGUGAGAGGGGCAACCCAGGUGAAGAGUUUGUUAGCGUCCGGGGCGAACGGGAGAGCUAAUGAGCUUCGGCCCCUUCUCUCAGCUCUGCUUUAGCUUUAGGGGUCGGUAGCUGCAGGGACAGCCCGGGGCCUGGUGUUUGGCCAUGGACUUACGGUGUUCGGACUCUAUGCCCUGUCACGACCAGAAAGCAAACUCUGUGUCUACUCCAAGCUCCGAGCCGCUGAGACCUGGCGACCUGAUCUCAGACCAAGCCGGGGGAAACAGCGCCUCCAAGUCCAAGCCGACUGUCCUCGCAGGGCAUGCUCCUUGUAGCGUACCGGCUGAGCUGGAGCCUCAGGCGUGCAGCGUGGCCGGCCUCAAUUCCGAGAGCAGCGGUGGCAGUGGCAACUGUGACGCACCAACCGGCGAAUCCCUCCUGGGGAACCACGAAGUCUCACAGCAGAUCGGGACGCAGCUUAAACUGCUGCCUAUGAAUGAUCAGAUCCGGGAGCUGCAGACCAUCAUCCGGGACAAGGGGAGCUUCAUUCAUCCUGGUUGGAUAAUACAUACUUGGGCAGCUCAGUGGGAGGGCGACUGCAUGAUCUUUUCAAUUCCUGUCUCCAGUGUUGAUAUCAAGACAGCCAGUAGAGGGGACUUCAUGUUUUCUGCGGAUCGUUUGAUCAGACUUGUUGUGGAAGAGGGAUUGAAUCAGCUGCCAUAUAAAGAAUGCAUUGUGACCACCCCAACAGGGUACAAGUAUGAAGGAGUGAAAUUUGAGAAGGGAAAUUGUGGGGUCAGCAUAAUGAGAAGCGGUGAGGCAAUGGAACAAGGUUUACGAGACUGCUGUCGAUCCAUACGAAUUGGAAAGAUCCUGAUUCAGAGUGAUGAAGAGACCCAAAGAGCCAAAGUAUAUUAUGCCAAGUUCCCCCCAGACAUUUACCGGAGAAAAGUCCUUCUGAUGUAUCCAAUUCUCAGCACUGGAAAUACUGUAAUUGAAGCUGUAAAGGUUCUUAUAGAACAUGGAGUUCAACCCAGUGUUAUCAUCCUACUCAGUCUGUUCUCCACUCCUCAUGGUGAGUGCAGCAUGACUGGUCAUGGGUUGGGUGCCAAAUCAAUCAUUCAGGAGUUUCCAGAGAUCACAAUUUUAACUACUGAAGUUCAUCCUGUCGCACCUACGCAUUUUGGACAGAAAUACUUUGGGACAGACUGAGUUGCCAAAGGAAAUUAAUUAUCUUGUGUGAUAUUACAGUUAAUGUUUUGAGUUUCUACUUGUUUUACUAAUUCACUUGAGGAAUGGCAGAGAAAAUUAUGUUUUAUAAUUUUUGGAAGUGGGUAUAGUAAAAAGGAAAUAUUUGAGGUUUAUUUAAUUUAUUUGAUUAUUUCUUAACUGUUGGCACCAAACUCAACAGGGAAGCACACACAACUCUUAGAAAAUAUUUUAUUUUUUUUUAUUUUUACUUUUUUAAUGAUUUUAUUUAUUUAUUUGACAGAGCGAGAGAGGGAACACAAGCAAGGGGAGCUGGAGAGGGAGAAGCAGGCUCCCUGCUGAGCAGGGAGCCCGACAUGGGGCUCGGUCCCAGGACCCUGGGAUCAUGACCUGAGCUGAAGGCAGACACUUAGCAACUGAGCCACCCAGGCGCCCCUAGAAAGUAUUUUAGUAAUAUUCUUAGGCAAGUUGAUGAUCCCUCAGUGCAUUGAAACUGUUAACCUAUUUUUUUUUAAGUAGGCUCUACACCCAGCAUGGAGCCCAGUGUGGGGCUUAAACUCAUGACCCUGAGAUCAAGACCUGUGCUGAGAUCAAGAGUCCAGUGCUUAACUGACUGAGCCAUCCAGGUGCCCCAAAACUGUUUCCUAAUUUUUGAACCUCUGAGUUUGUAUGUUGUUUCCAGCCACAAAUAAAGCCCAAAUGGGAGUCUGUUCUUUGGCCCACUAUAGUUUACAUUUUGUUCAGUUUGCUUUUAGAUCUAGGGAGAGUUCAUGUAUAUGGCUGUUGUCACCUUCUUCUACUCUUUACUUCCUAGUACCAUACAUGCUGGUAACUUGGAGAGAGUGAAAAAAGAUGCCUCCUGAAAUUUUACAUUUCCAUUAAUAUCCUCACUCAGUUAGCAGACCCAGGAUAUAUGGUUAGCUCUCCAGUCAAGCCAUUGUGUUCUUCAUGGCUCACUUCCCAUCCUGUGCAUUGUUGGUAGGUGCCUUGCCAAGUGUAAUGCAGUGAAGAAGAUGGUGAGCACUUCCAACAAUGGAACUGUAACAUGAAUUUACAUAGAUAGAUCGAACCAGGGAUAUCUGGAUGCUGACAAGGCUGAGUGCCGUUAAUGCCAUCGAUGCCCUAGAAAGGAACUGGUGAUGGUUUUUCCGAGGUAUGGGGGAAAGAACAAUUUCUUGCUGAGUUUCAUGGCCAAUGAGUAUGUUAAAUUGCUACAUUUUUAAUUUGGAUGUUUCAUUCAAUCUGUAAAUGAGUUCUUUGCAUACUUGUCACCUGUAGCUGUAUUAAAGUUAAAAAUACCAUGAUAUUUUUUAAAUCCUCAAGAUUUAUAUGUGUUCCCACCUGUUGUGGGCCUCUGUUCGAAAACAUCCAGAAGGAGCAGCAGGCAGUGUCUUAGAACCAAAGCUGAUGAAAAUCAGCAAAGAUUAGGGGAGACGAAGGAAAAGCUGGUGCACAAUGGAAUGCAUUUUCCUUACAGAGCCUAGGAAUGCUAGAAAGACUUCACUAUAUUUUCCCUUUAUUUUGAAUUUUUUUAGUUUUUAUUUAAAUUCACUGUAUGUUAGUUAACAUACAGUAUAAUAUUAGUUUCAGGUGUAGAAUUUAGGGAUUCAGCACUUACAUACAACAUCCAGUGCUCAUCACAACAAGUGCCCUCCUUAAUCCCCAUCACCUAUUUAACCUAUCCCUCACCCCAUGUCCCCUCUAGUAGCCAUCAGUUUGUUCUCUAUAGUUAAGAGUCUGUUUCCUAAAAAAAAGAGUCUGUUUCCUGGUCUACCUUGCUUUGUUUCCCCCAUGAUCAUUUGUUUAGUUUCUUAAAU